This is a messenger RNA of Helobdella robusta, 810 nucleotides long. RefSeq lists its product as hypothetical. The coding region runs from base 1 to 810 and encodes 269 amino acids. The record is from RefSeq and is a predicted model, not a curated record. Lineage: Eukaryota; Metazoa; Annelida; Clitellata; Rhynchobdellida; Glossiphoniidae. The transcript is spliced from 5 exons.
AUGACAAACACGACGAUUGUUGGAAGCUACAAUAUUGAUGUUGGAAAUAUAGAGAGCUUUGAAGUUAUAACAUUGGUGUUGAUAGUUACAAGGUCAAGGUUUACAACAUUAGUGUCAAAAAUUUUAAAAAUAUUUGAGAAGUUAGCAGCGACUUUUGUUAUGCAGUGGACAACUAAUCAGAAUUUUCUACCAACAACUCGCAUGUUUUCAUCGAUAACAACGACAACAUUAACUAACAUUAAUGGCAACAACGAUUUCAAUGCAACACUCACCAAGGAUUCAACUUUUGAUGAUGAUUUAGAUAAGACGCCAUUCUGGAAAACUGAUGAGGAUGAGUUUUUCAUCGCCACAUCACUGAUCAACCACGAAUCUUACAAUAUACAUCAAAAUACCGGUCUGGUCUUUAUACACCUCGCAAAAUCAAUAGAAAACAAUAAGCGUGGAAGCAAAGCCAUGUGGGAACAAGUCAACAAGAUUAGAGGCUCUGAGAAAUCACUCAACACAUCAACCGUGCAGCAUAUUGAUGCCAACAAACUCAACACCCACUUUGUUUUCAUGUCAACCGACCCGUCCUACAAAAUUCCACCAACAAAAGCAACAACAAUCAAUAGUCGUCAACAUCAACAAUUUACCCCAUAUUCCGUCCUGCUCAUGCUAACGAAGGCUUGUCCAUCCGGUACAGAGGCAUCAAAUUAUUCGACAUCACUGAAUCACUCAUCAGCUCACGCAUCAAAUAUGCAGCUCCCUCCUGGUCUGGUUUUGCUACACAACAACAGCUCCAGCAACUACAAUCUCUCAUCAAAAAACUAA